AGUGUCAGUUUGUAACUUUUAAGGUUGCACAAAGUGAUUUUGGUAUGGUUUUGGUUUUCCAUGAAUUCCCUAUUUGAAGAACUUAAUCCUUUUUAAGGUAAUGCAGUGUUUAGUUUGAUAAUUAAACUUGAAUCAUCUUACGGGGGAAAAAAGCAAUGUGAGUAAAGGAAAGUUGACAGCAUUUAUUCUUUCUAAAAUUAAACACUGAAGAAAACGAAUAUUCCUGUUGUAAAUACUCUUCAUUCCUACAUGAAUCUUUAUAGUUCGGUCCCAGGCCCCUGGGCUUUGUUUGUGUUUUGUUUUUAAUUAUUCUAGCAAAGGGGAAAAAUAAGAGACUCGUGGAAAUUUAGCAGGGCAGUAGGAUUUAGAAAUAAAGUUUAUUUUCCAGUUCUUGCCUACUUCCAGAAGGAGGUGAAUGAGCUCCAGGUUCUCAUCACCUUCUUUUGCAGAAUAAACAACCAAUGAAAAUUGAACUCUUCAAAGAAAAAUGCUUUGUGUGGGAAAUACUUAUUCUUCAGUGUAACAGCAUUUUUCAGUCAGUUGAAAUUAAAGGAAAGUAGUGAGUUAUUCUUGAAGAAGAUAUCAAUUAUGUAAUAUACGAAAGCGAUUUAAUUUUUGGUCGUGUGUUUCUGGCCACCCAAAUUUUGUGUUUGAAUAGAAUUCGCUGUGAGACAUAGGAGCUUGAGCAAAUGCUUACGUAACAUCUACUAUUUUCUGUAACUUGUGUGGACAUUACCUUAGAAUAUUCAUGUGAGAUCAUUCUUCCCUGCAUAAAUUCUUGAAAUCCUCUUCAUGGUUGGUUUAUUCAAUAAGUAUUUAUUAUUAUCUGCCUAAUAUAUGCCAGACACUGUGCUAAGAAGCACUACGAAUACAAAGAGCCGUUGGAACAGUCACAAACGGUAAAACACAGUGGACCAGUUGUUCCAUUAUGGAUGGAGGGGAUGAUGGUAAUCUUGUUAUCAAAAAGAGGUUUGUGUCCGAGGCAGAACUAGAUGAACGGCGCAAAAGGAGGCAAGAAGAAUGGGAGAAAGUUCGAAAACCGGAAGAUCCAGAAGAAUGUCCAGAGGAGGUUUAUGACCCUCGGUCUCUGUAUGAAAGGCUACAGGAACAGAAAGACAGGAAGCAGCAGGAGUAUGAGGAGCAGUUCAAAUUCAAAAACAUGGUAAGAGGCUUAGACGAAGAUGAGACUAACUUCCUCGACGAGGUUUCCCGGCAGCAGGAACUACUAGAAAAGCAACGAAGAGAAGAAGAACUGAAAGAACUGAAGGAAUACAGAAGUAAUCUCAACAAAGUUGGACUUUCUCCAGAAAACAAGAAGGAGGUGGAGAAGAAAGUGGCUGUGAAAUCCAUAGAAACCAAGAACAAGUUCUCCCAGGCGAAGCUGUUGGCAGGAGCUGUGAAACAUAAGAGCUCAGAGAGCGGGAACAGCGUGAAAAGACUGAAGUCGGACACUGACCCAGAUGACAAGAGUCAAGAAGCCCCGUCCUGCAUGUCUCUUGGAAGCACGUCCCUGAGCACUCCUUCCAUCCACUGCCCCUCUGCCGCGGUCUGUAUUGGCAUCCUCCCAGGCUUGGGUGCCUAUUCGGGCAGCAGCGACUCCGAGUCCAGCUCAGACAGUGAAGGCACCAUCAACGCCACUGGCAAGAUCGUCUCCUCCAUCUUCCGAACCAACACCUUCCUCGAGGCCCCCUAGCUCCCGUGUCCCUCCCAAGCUCCUGCCCAAGAGUAGACCGGACGGUUUGUUCUGCCUACGGGCAUUACCUCCCUCAGAACUCCUUUGCCUGCUUCCUGUGCACACCGUGACAUUUUUAACCUCAUCUAAAAAUGUGCCAGAGUCCACUUGUGGCCCGACUUGUGUUUGGUUUCUCUUUUCACUCCAGUGCAGAUGUCCAGACCUGUCCUGCUGCGUCUUUCCUUGCUGAUGUGCUGGGGGGAGGGGAGGAGGGCUCAGCAGAAAUUCCACUGAAUAUGCCCUGGGAAGAUAGGCACCCACUGGUGUGCAGAGUGUUUGGAUCAUGUUGCUUUCUUUUUUUCCUUUCCCAACAGCACAAAGAAGCAAGGGCAGUUAUUGGACAGGUAUUAUUUAAACAUUCGGCUCUAGAUGACCAUCCCGUUUGGUUGUACUGCAUUGUGGAACACAUGGGGGACGGGGGUGGGUGGGAGAAAUGAGCCGGGUGACGGAAUGGCGACCUCCCUUGGAACUAACCAAUUCUCGAUGUUGUGUGACUAAGUAAAGAUUCUGAACUGCGUCUGCAGGGAGUGUCACUUAACACUCA
This is a messenger RNA of Lynx canadensis (Canada lynx), 2276 nucleotides long. RefSeq names its product proteasome activator subunit 3 interacting protein 1 (gene PSME3IP1). Lineage: Eukaryota; Metazoa; Chordata; Mammalia; Carnivora; Felidae. The coding region runs from base 929 to 1693 and encodes 254 amino acids. The record is from RefSeq and is a predicted model, not a curated record. The transcript has 7 exons. Gene Ontology annotation, cellular component: nucleus.